CUCAAGGGCAUGAAAAGAAUCUCGAUCUUACAUGAAACUUCCUACUCAUCUCCUGAUCUUACGUUCAAACUGACACAUUUUACAGAAAAUUACCCGCGUGCAAUAGAAUCUUGAUGGUACGUUAGGUCUUUGACACUAUGUCUUUCGGCUUCGGCGUUGGCGAUUUCAUCGCUGUUGGGGAGCUAUGCUGGAAGAUCUACACCCGGGUGUACAAGGUGUCGCGCGAUGCACCAGAGGAACUCCGGGCCUUGAUCCAAGAACUGGGCAAUCUCUCCAACACGGUGAACCUGCUAAAUGAAGAAGUACGAGAUCAGGAAGAGUGGAUGAAACGCGCGGGAGAGAGACGGCUGGAAUACACGUGUAAAGUCAUGGGUCAAGUCAAAGCAACUCUUCAGAAAAUGGAUCGAUUGGCAGAUAAAUAUGCGGAACUCGGCAAGGGAGAUGGUCUUGAAGGCUCAAGACGCCCAUUUCGAAUCCAAUGGAACCGAGUCAAAUUCGCAUUUGAGGUGUCUAGCAUCAACGAGCUUCGCGCGAAGUUCAUGUCUCACAAUUUCCACUUAACCCUUCUUCUGCAAGGUGCUCAAAAUUCAUCUCUGGAACGGAUUGAGAAUCAACAAUCAAAAACGGACAUGAAGCUGGACGAGCUUCGGAACCUCAUGAUAGGCUAUCGCAUUUCGCCCCAGGGACCUCUUCUGAAUGCUCCGUUGGACGAUGAGGACCGACAAGAACUCAGCGCAGCAUUCUUGAGAAGUGCAGAGAUUGGUAACAGGCCUUGGGCCUCAAUUGCCAUCGAUGACUGGCUGCAAGCAGGCAAAUGGUGGUUGUUAAAGGUUCGGUCACAAAUGAAUCGUCUAGCUGAAGGGACUGAGAUUAAAGCUCAUGCCUAUGUCAACCUACUUAAGGCAUGCUGGAUACUGGCGGAUAUCGUCUCAAUACACCCACAACGUGUUCAUUUAGGUGCGUCCAACGACAGAAGAAACGAAGACAUCCGGAAUCUCAGUCAGAUUGCGAAACGAAACUUGGAAGACUUUCCUGUUUUCGAAUUUGAGCUCCACGACGUUAAGGAGAAUGCCAUAAACAUAUGGCCCCAAUCUCCACCUUUAGAAACGAUUGCGCCUCGUCGGCAAUUCGGCAUCAAUCGAGAUAAUCUCGGCCUGCAGACUUCAAACGGAGAAGUUUUAUUUCAGUGUUUCGCCGAAAUACACCGCACAACUGAGGGAACUGUGGACACAGAGGAUAUUUCUGAAGAAUGCCUUCUUAUGUUGGAAGUACCGCGCCAGGGUAUUAAUCUCAACGUCAGGUUGAAAAGCUUUGUCGCGCACGAGAUAUGUUGGAUGAGAAACUCCGAUGCCUUGAAGGCGAUCCUACGGGGAUUCCAGCUGUUCUCGUUAGCAUUUCGGCCAAAUUUCUUGACAGCAUCAAUGGUUCAUUCCAUUUCCGUGCUAAGAAAUUGGCCGAGUGGAGAUUGGAACUGUCUCCUGUUUCGCAAUUAUGACAUUAGCUGCCCAGCCCGAUCCGACCCGCUUGCAAUGCUUUUAAGGACCAUCGUCGAUCAUGUAGUCAAGAAGGGUUAUGAGGAUAAGAGCUCAAGAUCAGAGUUUCUUGUCCGAGACUGUAUAGACGUUGAGUUCCUACCACCAGAGACUUUCGUUUGGAAGGUCAUCUGUUGGCACUGUAAAAGGUUUGCAGACAUGAAGCUGCUACUUGAAGGUUUCUAUAUCAUGCUUCGGUUACACGAUCCCUUGAUUCAAAGCGCAUUCCUGCGACUGGACCGCCAUUUUCUGGACCAGAUGGAGUAUUACCUGAACCAGAUUGUGCAUUACCUAAACCACAGAGACGGGUGGUGCCCUGAUGAUGUACUCAUCAUGGUCAAGGCAGCGCUGAGAUCAAACGAUGCCGGCUAUCUUUUAUGGAUUCUUGAGCAUGUUAACGCUGCGACGCUCUCCGAUCAUCAGACUGCUAUCUUCCAGUUGGUCUAUAACAGCAGACGUCUUGGUCACAUUGAUGCCAUGAUACAAGUCAUCGUUCCCCGCCCGGCGGACAUUGCAGCAGCCCUUGCCUGGUAUCUAAGCUCCAGUGAUGAGCAGAGUUUUGGGGAUUUCUUACAUAUGGUCGAAGUCCGAGGCGGGUAUUUUAAGGGCAAAACAACCGAAGAGAUAGACCUAUCGAACUUUUAUCCUGCCUUUGUGGCUGGAUGUGGUCGCUUGAUAGAGACGCAACGCCCGAAUACUCUCAGCAUCUAUCUCGACUCACUUGAGAAGCUAGGUAUUGACCUUUACAACAGCAAAGGUUGUAAUAACACACAUCUGUCUCAGCAUACUGUUCUACCGGCUUUACUCUCCCAAGAUCCGGCAUUUCUCCGAAUCCUACUGGAACGAGGAGUCGUAAUGGCAAUUAUGCCACCGUUCCUAAUGAAGUAUAGGACACGGAACUCUCUGGUAUCUACAACAAAUGCAGACCUCAUCAAGCUGUUUCAAUGUCUUCCGCCUCAAAUUCCACAUUGGCCUCUCUACUACGCCGUUAACCUUGUUUCUGAUGUAGAAUUCCUGCAGCUACUGUGUCGAUAUGGGCCAUCAUUGCAACAAGAGAGCUCAGGCACUGAGAAUGAAGAGCAAGUACAAGGAAUAUCCAAUCACCUUUCACGACUCUCAAGUCUGGAAGAUGCUAGACGCGAACAUUCGGAUACACUCCUGCUUUGUCAUAUGCUCAUUGAUGUGGGUAUCAAAGGAGUGCACUACUCCCUCCAUUCGGGCACUUAUGAUGUAAAAGUCGAUACAGUGGAAUAUAGAGAGACUUGGAUGUGUAUGGAGCGCCUUUUGCGCCGCGAUGGUUUCCUUCAUGAUAUCCGUAAAGGUACCCGGUGGAAACCCAAACCUGAACGGCUUUCGGAGUUGAUGUCUAGGUAUACUGAGUUUCCAGACCUGUGCCCCAAGCAUCUUCGAACACAAAGCGACUGGGACAAGUGGCGUGAGGAUGUCCUACAGAUCUUGGCGGAAUAAUCUAAGAAGCUUUGAUGGCUAAGUUUGAGACAAGACGGUGCCCCGUGAAGCGUAGUCCUCUUGUUAUUAGCCAGUUAUGAUCUAGCAUAUCAGAACUAGAAUGUUACUACAAGAUGUUAUGCGCGAGUCACAAACAUGAACAAGUCGGCUUUAGCUAGAACUCUCAGCUCAACCCCAGCUUUGCAGCAUGGAAAAUAUACCACCACCGGAC
Messenger RNA from Fusarium verticillioides 7600, 3210 nucleotides. RefSeq lists its product as hypothetical. Lineage: Eukaryota; Fungi; Ascomycota; Sordariomycetes; Hypocreales; Nectriaceae. The transcript has 7 exons. The record is from RefSeq and is a predicted model, not a curated record. Bases 138 to 2999 code for a protein of 953 amino acids.